Messenger RNA from Osmia bicornis bicornis, 1390 nucleotides. RefSeq names its product general odorant-binding protein 56d-like (gene Obp9). The record is from RefSeq and is a predicted model, not a curated record. The coding region runs from base 738 to 1181 and encodes 147 amino acids. Gene Ontology annotation, molecular function: odorant binding. NCBI's taxonomy places the organism in Eukaryota, Metazoa, Arthropoda, Insecta, Hymenoptera, Megachilidae. The transcript is spliced from 5 exons. Gene Ontology annotation, biological process: sensory perception of smell.
GUAUGUCGUUGUCUGUGACGAUUAUUAAUUGGCAAGUUUUGCAAAAAUUGUUUCCCGAAUGCGGCUUUCCUUUAGCUUUUCUUAGCAUGUAUCGAAUUUGUUUGCGGAAAUUUCGAACACUCUUGUGAUACGGAUUACGACACUUAAACGCAUCGUUCGGUUGCGUAUUCAUUAUGGUUUUUUCGUAUCUCGAAUUCAUAUUAAAAAAAGGUACAAAAUGACUCCAAUGUACAAGGUUGAUGAUUAUAGAUAGUUGAAUAAAAAAACACUAAUGGACCACGAACAACAAAGCACCUCCUAUAGGCCAAGCAACGGGGCAUUUAUUAGGCACUACCUAUAAACCGAUUGCGCCAACAUAAAAAUGGUAAUGUCAGCGAAUAUCUUGAAAAAUAACGCUAACGUUUAUUUUUCUUUAGCGGAGAUUAGUCACGAGCCGGGUCUUCCGUUCCUUAUCACUUUAUUGAUAGUCCACGUUGGUUUACUAAGCACGCGAGUUUUUCUUCGUUUAACAGCCGUUAAUUAGCUUAAUGAUUAUAAAAAAGUAUUUUCGUAAAAAAUAUAAUACAGUAGGCGUCACUGUUAUAAAACUGUAAAGCACAGUAUCAAAUGUUUUUUACACUAAACACCAUAAGAAAAUAUAUAAAAGUGAAAAACCGAUUCGUACGAUGGUCCACCUUCGAUGACGUUCUAAAGAAUACUGACUGGAAUUACGACCAUGUCCUUCACGUUCGGCCACCAUGAAAGACAGCCAGUCUUCCUUGUCGGGGGGAUAUGGGGGGAUAUCAAAGGCACAUAUACGAAUACAUUGUACUUUCGUUCGGUGUUUCUGGGAAAUGGAUCCCGGUGAAACAGACAUCAGGAAGGAUUGUCGCAAAGAGUCGAAGGUUUCAUGGGCCGCGCUAAGAAGAAUGAAGUCUGGAGACUUCGAGCAAGACGACCCGAGAUUGAAGUGUUACUUGAAGUGUUUUAUGGCGAGGAACGGUAUUCUGGACAGUGACGGUGAGAUAAAUGUGCAAAGAGCUCUUCGACAUCUACCACGGAGCUUGCAGGACUCUUCAAGAAAGUUGUUUAACACGUGCAAGUCUGUCCCUGGAAUUGAUCCUUGCGACAAAGCUUUUCAGAUCGCCAAGUGUUACGUGAACCAUCAUCCAGAGAUUUUACAGAGCGUCCCUUUCAUCUAGAGCGCUCUUCACCAGAAAGCCACUCCAGUUUCAAGAAUAAGACGAACCCUGGACGGUGCUGUACCGCUUUCUAAUGAGAAAAUAAAGAAAAUCAACACCUGCAUGAUUACGAUUAUUGAAAGAUUUGAAAGUUCCGUACAGGUGAAUAGCGUUUCAUCGAUGAAGAAUAUUCUUCGCUCCGCUAAAUAAACUGAAUCUGUCAAGCGAAA